CAUGACUUCAGUUUUAUCAAAUGUGCAGAAUUACCUUAAUACUCGUCGGUACAGUGUAUACUUCCCCUUAUCGGUACAGUAGAUUCCUGCGCGAUGGCGGAUAAACUAGGACACGAUGGUUUAUACAAAGCUCAGGCGGCACAGACGCCAAGUAUCUCCGAGUUAACAGAACUUGCACAGGAGCUGGGUCUGCACUGCAAGGAUGGUGAACUGGAACAUUUACAAGAGCACAUGGAGGAGACACUUGCCGGAAGUUACCAAAUUGUAAAUGACCUCGUUGCACCCACGCUUCCGGUUAAAUAUCCCAGAGUGCCUGGCUACAGACCGGAACCUGAAGACAAUCAGUGCAAUGCAUGGUACUGGAAAUGCAAUAUAGAGGGUGCUCCAGAAGGGAAAUUGAAGGGUAAAACAUUUGGUAUCAAAGAUAAUACGUGUGUAGCUGGCGUUCCCAUGAUGAACGGAUCAAAGAUAAUGGAAGGAUUUGUACCUGAUAUUGACGCUACUAUUGUUACUAGAAUCUUAGACGCAGGCGGGAGAAUCCUUGGUAAAACUAAUUGUGAACAUAUGUGCUUUAGCGGGAGUAGUUGGACCAACGAUACCGGACCAACCUUGAACCCACACGACAAGUCGAGAUCUACUGGAGGUUCCAGUGGAGGUUCCGCUGCAGCGGUUUACAAUGGUGAUGUUGAUAUGGCUGUUGGCGGAGAUCAGGGAGGGUCCAUACGCAUCCCUGCAUCAUGGUGUGGAAUUGUGGGGCAUAAACCUACAUGGGGCUUGGUACCGUACACAGGAGCUCUUCCUAUUGAAAUUACAUGCGACCAUCUUGGACCAAUGGCUAGAAAUGUUCGGGACUGUGCUCUUUUGUUAGAGGUUAUUGCUGGAUAUGACGAAGGCCGCGACUCCCGCCAGCCACGUGACCUAGAGGUGCCAAAAUACACUGAACUUCUUGAUGGCAAACUGGACGGCUGGAAGAUAGGUUUGGUGACUGAGGGUUUCACAGGUUGUGACAGUGACGUCCAGUCUGUUGUACGAGAAGCGGCCCAGCAACUGAUCAAAGCUGGAGCGCAAGUGGAAGAUGUUUCUGUACCCAUGCAUACACAUGGUGUUGCUAUUUGGUCACCAAUUUGUACGGAAGGGGCGUAUCAGUGCAUGGUCCGGGGAGUUGGUGCUGGAUACCAUUACAAGGGUUACUAUGGAGAAUCUAUUAUGACGAAACUUUCCCAUGGAUAUAAGAUGGAGGCGAAACAAUUGUCUGAACCUAUGAAACUUGUCUGCAUGUUCGGAAAAUAUAUAGAAAAGGUUUAUGGAAACCGAUUCUACGGACGUGCGCAGAAUUUGAACAUGAAGUUGACGAAAGCAUACGACGAGGCAUUGUCAAAGUAUGACGUCCUUGUUAUGCCGACAUUGCCGUAUAAAGCACCUUUGCUGCCGAAAAAAGAUUGUACACUCCCAGAACGGUUGAAGAAUGCGCUUGGCAUGUUGAAGAAUACAGCACCAUUCGACAGUACAGGACAUCCCGCACUUACUCUUAAUGCGGGAAAAUCGGAAGGUCUUCCUAUUGGGAUGAUGAUUGUUGGAAAGCAAUUUGAAGAUGCCAAGGUCCUUCAAGCAGCGUUUGCGUUUGAACAGUUGCAAAAGAAAUAAACAGAGUGAAAUAAAUUCUAUAAACAUUUACUUUUGAAUUAUUUUGCCUUAAAAAGGAUUAUGAAUCUGUUUAUCUGUACAUGUACACAUAAAUAUAUGUUCUAUAAAUAUAUGUUUCAUAAAUCCAAUAUAAUAUAUAAUAUUAUACGAUUUCUUGUAUCAUGUCUAUUUAGACGGUUAUCUUUACAUCGUAAAGCAGAGUGUUUUUUUUUUGUAUAAUAAUUAUAUGAAAAUAUCCUUUUCUUGCUCAUGUGAGCACGAAGUACUCAACAUGAGCUAUUGUGACCGGUCAUUGUCCGGCGUCCGUCGUCCGUCAACAUUUGCAUUGUGAACACUCUAGAGGCCACAGUUGUAACCCAACUUUAUGAAACUUGGACAGAAUGUUUGUCUUGAUGAUCUCUAUAUCAAGUUCGACACUGGAUCAUGUGGGAUCAAAAACUAGGUCAGCAGGCCAGAUCAAAUGAAAUACUUGUGAACAUUCUAGAAGCCACAGUUGUGACUCAAUCUUUAUGAAACCUGGUCAGAAUGUUUGUCUUGAUAAUCUCUAGGUCAAGUUUGAAUUUGGGUAUUUGGGGUCAAAAACUAGGUCACCCGGUCAAAUCAAAGGAAAAGCUUAUGAACACUCUAAAGGCCACAGUUAGGACACAGAGUAUUUGAUAAUUCCUAGGUCAAGAUUGAAACUGGGGCAUGUGGAGUCAAAACCUAGAUCACUAGGAAAGAUCAAAUGAAAAUCUUGUUAACACUCUAGAGGCCACAAUUUAAGUUUGAAACUCAUGAUAAUUGGUCAGAAUAUUUGUCUUGAUGACCUCUGGGUCAAGUUAAAAACUAGGUCACUCGGUCAAAUCAUAGGAAAAGCUUAUGAACACUUUCGAGGCCACGAUUGUGACUCAAUCUUUACGAAACUUGGUCAGAAUGUUUGUCUUGACGAUUUCUAGGUCAAUUUGAAACUGGGUCAUGUGGUGUCAAAACCUAGAUCACUAGGCCAGAUCAAAAGAAAAUCUUGUUAACACUCUAGAGUUCACAUUUUAAGUUUGAAACUCAUGAGAAUUGGUCAGAAUGUUUGUCUUGUUGACCUAGAGGUCAUUUUUAAAUCUGGGUCAUGUUGGGUCGAAAACUAGGUCAUUCGAUCAAAUCAAAGGAAAAGCUUCAUAACCCUAUAGAGGCCGAGUUUAUGACACUAUCUUCAUGAAACCUGGUCAAAAUGUUUAUCUUGAUGAUCUUAAGCCCAGUUUUGAUUCUAGGUCAACAACAAGGUCACCUGUAAAAAUCAAAGAAAAACCUUGUGUAUGCAAUAGGGAAUGCGUUUUUUCAUUUGAUAUGCAUGCAACUUUGUCAGAAUGUUUGUCUGAAUGAAAUCUCGGAAUUUUUAUCUGGGUCACGUUGGAUUAAAAAUUAGGUCACCAAGUCAAAUAAAAGAAUAAGCUUGUUGUCACUCACGGCCCAGAUUUUUUGUUCAGAAUGUUGAUUAUUAUAAAGUCUUGGAUGAUUUCGAAUCUGUGUCACGUACGUCACUAGGUCAAAUCAAAGGAAAAGCUUGUAUACACUCUAGAUGCCACUUUUUUGUUCCAGUCUUCCCGAAACUUUGUAAGAAUAUUUUUUAUGAAAUCUCGGACAAGAACGAAUCUGGGUCAUGUGGGAUCAAAACCUAGGUCACUAGGUCAAAUCAAAGAAAAUGCUUGUUUACACUCAAGAGGACACAUUUUUGGUCCAAUCUUAAUGAAAAUUGGUACAUUGUAAGAAUAUUUGUCUCCAUGAAAUCACCGGGUCAAACAUCUUUACACUGUUAUGGUGUGUUACUCAGGUGAGCAACCUAGGACCAUCUUGGCCCUUUUGGUGUGUGCAUGUGCAUAUAUACCUUGCGUAAAAACUGUAGAAUAUUGUUGUACUGUCUUGCUUUGGUUAAUUUUCGUUAUUGAUAUGAAGAAGUACUUGAAAUAAGGACAUAGAUUUUCCUAGAAAUUUAAAAAGUGACAUGUGUAUAUAUAGUUACACGGAGCUACUUUAUUUCAGAUAAAACAUGUUAAGCAAAAACGUUUCGUUAAUUCCCAUUAACAUAUUUUUCUUAAGAAAAGAUACAUAUUAUACGAGCAAUUAUUCGGAGUUUGUAUUAAUACUUCUAAAUGUUAUAUUGCAGUAUUAUAUUCUCUGUUUAAUCAGUCGCUUACAUACGCCCAUUUGAAAGAAAUGGGUUUAAGCGAGGUCUGUGACGUCACUCUCAGUAUUGGUGCUAACGUACUUGCUCUUUCUUUUAUUAAAAUAUUAAAUCAUUAUAAAGUGUUAUAUAUUGUUAGAAAUAGCAGGCUGUCCAACGCGUAUUGUUGGCAUGCAUGCAGAUAUUGAUAAAGUGUGUAAUAAGGUUCUAGCCGAAUUAUGGCCCUUUCACUUGCAUUUUACACACUUGUCCCCUUUUGACGCCCUUCACAGAGAUACUAAACUGUCCAAUGAGAAGCUUUAGAUUCAGUUUUACAUCGUCCCGAUGAGAUUCACAGAAUAAUUAUCUUUUUCUCUGAAACAGCUGUUUUCGCCGUGUAUAGAAAUAAUGAGCUGAUUUUGGUAAGCAGGUGUAAAAUCAGGAUUUAUAUAUAAAUCUUAUUUUCGUUUCGGUUAGAUGAUUUUAGCGGAGUUAUGGUCCUUUCACUUGGCACAUGUAUUUUAUCAUUUGCUAAAAGUCUGCACUGUUUGCGCAGAGGUUAACUAAUUUUGUGUGUAGAUGUGUAAUGUGGUAGGGAUUCGCAGUUAUAAUAAUUUUACUUUUGUUCCUGUCCGGUUAUUUUGGUGGCCUUUUAAUUAAAAAAAAUAAUUUCGUUAUCAACACACUAUUUUCGGCGCGUAGAUAUAACGCGCAGAUUUUCUUAUUUUCUCGCGUAAAGGUGCGCAGUGAGAAUCACUCUUUUACUUCCGAAGCUGAGUUUAUGGUUAUGGUUCCAUCAUACAAUAAUAUUUUGUUAAAACCACCUUCAGUCGUAUAAUGGACGGGGUUUUCCAGAAUAUCUAUUACCAUUUUGUCCGCUUAUAAUUCUUAUUUGGAGUAAACACCCAAGAUAAAAGCUAUAUGACAACAUUAUUUACAUAAUAAAGAUUUUUUAUGUGCAUAAUAAUUUCAUACUUUUUCUUACAUGUUUCUGCUCUGUAUUUAUUUAUAAACUUCACAUAAAUAUACAAUCUAGAAAUAAAAUUACAUGUAUCUUGAAA
Molecule: messenger RNA, 4836 nt
Organism: Mercenaria mercenaria
Lineage: Eukaryota; Metazoa; Mollusca; Bivalvia; Venerida; Veneridae
Product: amidase-like
Exons: 12
Coding region: 94-1644 (516 amino acids)
Molecular function (GO): catalytic activity
Source: RefSeq, a predicted model, not a curated record